Messenger RNA from Dichomitus squalens LYAD-421 SS1, 1613 nucleotides. Its product is annotated as nucleoside hydrolase. Gene Ontology annotation, cellular component: cytosol. The record is from RefSeq and is a predicted model, not a curated record. NCBI's taxonomy places the organism in Eukaryota, Fungi, Basidiomycota, Agaricomycetes, Polyporales, Polyporaceae. The transcript has 8 exons. Gene Ontology annotation, biological process: purine nucleoside catabolic process. Gene Ontology annotation, molecular function: purine nucleosidase activity. Bases 77 to 1456 code for a protein of 459 amino acids.
GGCAAAGGAUACGUAUCGCGUCUGUUGGUGAGCAACAACUACGGACAGUUCCUGUAUAACCUGCGACAUUUCCAUCAUGUCAACGGCGAAGAUACCUGUCAUCAUUGAUACUGACCCGGGGGUCGAUGAUAUCUUGGCACUACUGCUGGCUUUGGCUAGUCCUGAAAUAGAGGUCCUAGCCAUCAUCAUCUCCUUCGGAAACACCGAUGCGGAGGCGUCCUACGUCAAUGUGCUCAAGACAUACCAAGCCAUCCACCGACAAUUGGAGCAGUUUCCGCAAGAUGCGUACCGUUACGUCAACUUCUCCCAAGAGCGGAAGACAAUAUUAGCAGUGGGAGAAGAUGGUCCGCUAGAAGGGGCGUUGCAUAGCGCCAAAUACUUCCACGGAAGAGACGGUUUGGGUGGCAUCACGCAGAGUCAUCCCGAUCUCAAUGUCGAUGAUAACCACCCAUCACAGCACCCUCAGCUGGAACUGAGCAGCAAGUCUGGCGUCGAGGUUGCGCUCAAUCUGAUUAAAUCGGAACCCGAGCGCACAAUAUCAUACAUCGCUCUUGGCCCCCUUACCAACCUCGCGAAGAUACUGCGCCUCGAUCGAGAAGCCGUACGUGACCGCAUUGGUCGCGUCGUCUGUAUGGGUGGGGCGUUGGAUGUCCCUGGGAAUCACAAUCCCGUGUCGGAGUUCAAUGUCUUUGCGGACCCAUUCGCUGUCAAGGAGCUCCUCACGCCAGAUGACCUCGAGCAGGGCCUGCCAUUGAAUCGGUUCCUCUUACUCCCCCUCGACAUAACGACCCCGCACGAGAUCAGGUUUCCCUACUACAAAGAGAUGGUCGACCCAGCGUUCGAGUCAACUGCUUUUCCGUCGCAGCCAGAAGGGAAGCCGCCCAUCGUGCAUUUCACGAGCUCUUUUUUCGAACGCACGCGAGAAGUGAUGAGACAAUUUGGCAAAGACGCUAUGGAGCUGCACGAUAUCGCCGCAGUAUGGUGUGCUAUCGAGAAUCCCCCUGUCAGAGACGAAGACCCAGAUCCGGCAGCACUGCCCGUGCUGCAACAAGGAUGGAAGGCCAUGCGCAGGAAAUUCGGCGUCGAACGAUUAGGAGAACUGACGCGCGGCAUGUUCGUUAUCGACCGGCGAGAGGACCCCAGCGCCUACGCCCCAGGCGCGAACCGGGCGAAGGUACAAGCAGAGCUCGACCGGCUCAAUUUCCAGCACUCCGGCGUGUAUGAGUCCACUGCGGUCCCGGCGGAGGUCGAGGUCGAAACUCCCCCGGUUUUCAAGGACAGGAGUCAUGUACACGCGCAGGUGUCCACCGGCGCGACCGCGACCGAUACGCUAGAUCGUCCAUCAGACGGACAGAUGAAUGGAGUUGCGGGAGGGGUUCCUUGCAUUACGAGAACGCCAGGCUCUGCGGCGCUGGUCAAGCUCCUUCUCGAACGGGUCUGGGGAGUCAGGUCGUAAUCAGGGUGCAGGCGAGGGAAUUGGGCCGCUUCUUCCCGUGCCGACGAGAUCGGAGGAAUUCGUGUGCUUAAGGGUGCUUUUGUAUCAGAUUGUGUACUCGUAUCUGGUAGAAUACUAACGCUGAUAGUGCACGGGCGGGCAGUGCUCGGGUGCAAGG